Molecule: messenger RNA, 1008 nt
Organism: Exaiptasia diaphana
Lineage: Eukaryota; Metazoa; Cnidaria; Anthozoa; Actiniaria; Aiptasiidae
Exons: 1
Coding region: 28-993 (321 amino acids)
Biological process (GO): DNA integration; DNA recombination
Molecular function (GO): DNA binding
Source: RefSeq, a predicted model, not a curated record
GUUUAUUUAGAUAUCGCCCAGUCACCCAUGUGGACCGAAUUCGACGAUGCUCUUCCUGCCCAUCUAAAGCACUUAUCAGAUAAAGUUAAAGGGUCAGUUUUCGCCUCCAAAUCCGACGGCACAGUUCGUACCUACUUGGGGGGAUUCAACCGUUGGAAACGAUGGGCWUCUCAAAAUGGUCUUCAACAUYUGCCCGCAAAUCCAUUUCAYGUWGCGGCUUACUUACAACUGUUGUUGCAGGAGGCUARCUCUCCGUCUCCACUCCUAACAGCAAUCUACAGCAUCGACUGGGUACACGGUUUGUCUGGCUAUCCAAAGGUUUCAACCCACAAGUUGGUAGAAUCGUUGACCGGCGCGGGGCAGCGUAUUUUAGCCAAACCCAAAUGUCGCAAAGAACCAAUCACGGCAGAGAUGCUACAAUCYUUGGCUCRAAAAUACAAAGAUAAGAAUWCUUUAUCUAUUUUACGUACUMUAGCCUUAUGCCUAGUAGGAUAUGCGGGUUUUUUCCGCUAUAGUGAGCUAUGUUCAAUUCGUUCUUGUGACGUGAAGUUCUUUGACACAUACUGUGCUAUAUUCGUAGAAUCUUCAAAGACAGACCAGCUGAGAGAAGGUGCUUGGAUUAACAUAGCGCGUACAAGGAAAGAUACUUGUCCAGUCACGGCUAUAGAGAGAUAUAUGAACGCAGCCAAAAUUGGAAUGGAAGAGGAYCUCCCACUAUUCAGAGCUAUAACUCCAACCAAAGUCCGGUCGCAAGGGAUAAGCUACACUAGAGCGAGAGAACUAGUUAAAGAAGCGUUCCAAGGCAUUACAGACGUUUCAAAGAUUAGCCUCCACAGUCUACGUUCAGGCGGAGCCUCAGCGGCAGCCAACGCGGGAGUYCCCGACAGACUCUUUAAAAGGCACGGAAGAUGGUCUAGCGAAAAUGCGAAAGACGGUUACGUUAAGGACAAUUUAGAGUCGCUGUUACUUGUAUCAAAAUCACUAGGAAUUUAGGGCUGAGCCCAGCAA